UUGAGUUCUUUCAAAUGGAGUUGGCUACAAUACCCAUUUUUUGCAGCACUUAUGAUAAUGGAUCUUGUCUUUAUCGAAUUUCCACCUCUAUGGGCACGCAUUAUCAUUGCUGUCUUACUCGCUUCAUCACCUUGGAUACCCUAUAUUAGACGAUUCACAGUGCCUGCCAUGGUUGUCUUUACUUGGCUUAUCACCUUUUAUGCUGUACAAUUUAUUCCCAACGAUAAAAAACCUCAACACAUCUUUGUCAACAUUUUACCUACUCUUGAGCGUAUCAUUUAUGGCGCUAAUCUCUCAGAGAUCAUCUCGCAACACACACAUCCUGUUUUAGAUAUCAUUGCUUGGAUCCCUUAUGGUGUGAUUCAUUUUGCUUUUCCGUUUGCUUUUUCAUUGGCCCUUUUUAUUUUUGGGCCACCUGGUACCUUGGCCGUAUUCGGUCAAGCUUUUGGUUAUAUGAAUUUAGCAGGUGUUUUAACGCAAUUGAUCUUCCCAACCUCUCCACCAUGGUACGAACUCACUUAUGGUUCCGCUCCUGCUGACUACUCUAUUCAUGGACAACCAGGCGGCUUGGCCCGUAUUGAUGAUAUUUUAGGCUUAAAUCUUUACGGCUCCACUUUUGGCAACUCUCCUUUGGUUUUUGGUGCCUUCCCUUCCCUGCAUUCGGGUUGUGCUACCAUUGAAAUGCUUUUCUUGGCAUGGUUAUGCCCCAAAGCCCGUUUUUACUGCGCUUUUCAUGUGAUGUGGAUGUGGUUUGCCACUAUGUACUUGACUCACCAUUAUUUAAUUGAUCUUGUCGGUGGAUCUAUUUAUGCCACGUUGGCCUUUUUCGCUUUCCGUCACCAAUUGCCUACUAUUCGUAAGGGAUGCACCACCCGUCUGGAUUAU
This is a messenger RNA of Mycotypha africana, 885 nucleotides long. RefSeq lists its product as uncharacterized. Gene Ontology annotation, cellular component: inositol phosphoceramide synthase complex. Lineage: Eukaryota; Fungi; Mucoromycota; Mucoromycetes; Mucorales; Mycotyphaceae. The transcript has 2 exons. Gene Ontology annotation, molecular function: inositol phosphoceramide synthase activity. Gene Ontology annotation, biological process: inositol phosphoceramide metabolic process; sphingolipid biosynthetic process. The record is from RefSeq and is a predicted model, not a curated record. The annotation marks the transcript as partial.